CCAUUUUGGGGAAGAUUAAUGGAAACGUAUCCAUAAUGGGCAACAAUAAUGGCAACAUGUCUAUGAUGGGGAAUAAUGGCAACGUGUCCAUGAUGGGGGAUAAUGGUAACAUGUCCAUAAUGGGCAACAAUAAUGGCAACAUGUCUAUGAUGGGGAAUAAUGGCAACAUGUCCAUGAUGGGGGAUAAUUUUGGCAACAUUUCCUUGCUGGGUAGAAAUGAUUCUACCGUCGGCUAUCACAUGGGCAACACAUCAUUGUUGGGGGGUAACUUUGGGAAUGCUUCGAUGGUGGGGAACACGCUAGGCAACACUUCAAUGCUGGGGAAUACCUCAACUAUGGGGAAUAAUAAUGCUACAAUGCAUGGGAAUAUGUCAACAACAGGCAACAUUCCCAUCAUACGGAAUGCAGCAGGCAACAUGGCUCUCUUUGGCCACGCUGUUGCCAACUGCGAUAAAGUGUCGACAGAAGCUGGCACCGAGACUAAGAAGAAGAAGUUGAUGGAAUUUUUCAAGUCCACUUUGGCUUCUGCUUACAGUCAGUUAGUGGAGAAGAUGCGCCGCCUGCCACUGGUGCGCUCCCUGCUGGCUGACCUUCCUGACGCUGCAAACAGACGCGUCUUCGCUGGUGCUAUGCCACUGGUGUGGCUAGUGCAAGGUCUGUGUGGGCUGGUCACGGCGAGUUACACAGAGGACGAGUUUGGUGUCGUGCAGCGCGACCUGAGCAACCUGCUGGCGGCCAUACUCAACCUCAACCUGGUCCUGGACAAGGUGGGGCGCGCCCCCUUGCCUAAGCUGUGGGGUGGGGGAGGGGGUGUGGGUGUAGUGGGGGGCAUGGGGGGCAGCACCCCCCACCACCUCACCCUGAGACGCGCCCUCAAGUCUGCCCUGCGCACCGCCAUGUACAGACUCACGCACACCUUCGGCGACACGCUCAUGGAAGUUGAAUUAUCGAGCGCCCAUCGCGCCAAGGUGAAGGCCUACCUCGACCUGAGAGAAGGAUGAGUCAUUCAUCUACCAGUAUCAUUGAGUGUGUAUUCAUCUACCAGUAUCAUUGAGUGUGAAUUCAUCUACCAGUAUCAUUGAGUAAGAAUUCAUCAAGCUCCUUCAUGAUUGUUAUCAUCGCGUUCAUGUUAAUUGAUGUUGAUAAGAGUAAUGUCAUUUUAUGUAUUGUGUUCUAAUUAUUUGGUUUAAAAAGCUCUGUGUAAGAAUUGUUUUACCAUUGGCCCAUUAAAUGAUGCCACUUGUUUAUAACUUGGAUCAAAUGAAUUUCUGUAUAUUUAUUAAAUUACUAAUACAAUAAAGCUUUGGCUGUAACAGAUUAUACAUUUCAAGGCCUGAUUAUUAAUUAACGUUUAUUAUUUAGUAAAACAUUUUUGUUAUCACUUAUCAUUAGUGUAUAUCCUAACGCAUUUUGGCGUUUACAGUUUCCUGAUAUUUGAUGGAAUUUUCUAAUAGUUUAUUGUAGCAAAACAUUCACCUCUUUCUGGUAGCUGUAUUUGCAGCCAAAAUAUUCAUUUAAACUAAACGAGAUCCUGGCAAGGAAAGUGAGGGGAAAAUGUCCCUGGAGAUUCUCUGUUAUGUUGCAAGCACUCCAUCAUCAGCAUCAAUUCAUCUCAUCAUUUGUAUUUUCUUUAGUUGCUCGCUUAGUUCGGUCGCUUAUUUUCACCCGUUGGUGAACCGUGGCGCCCAGUUGAACUUAUUUCUUCUAGUUUCACCCAUUGAUGUCCACACUGAACCGUGGCGCCUGGUUGAAUUUAAGUUUGUAAAGCUCUAGUGACUGCACAUGUAGCCAAAAAUUGUGCUUCAUAGCACGGCUAUUAAGAUAAAAUAUUUUCUUGUACAUUUAUGACCCUCUUUUUAUGAUUUGCAUUUUUUCGAAGAAGGAAACUGCGCUCCUAAGAACGUAAGUCAAAUAACUUAGUUUUCUACGCGCAGCUGUAAGAAUUGAAUAGAAAGCUCCGCGCCAAUUAAUUGUUCAUUAAUAAAACUAAAUGAACUUGUGUGUUAUUCAAAAGUGUAUCAAUAUUUUAUAGGCUGUCAUGUCUACUCCUUGACGUUAUUAAACUGAUGCCUUGUAAGAGCCUUGGCUGUACAGCGCGGUCUCUAGAUAUGAGUAAACGAUAUCUUAUCUUA
Molecule: messenger RNA, 2132 nt
Organism: Hyalella azteca
Lineage: Eukaryota; Metazoa; Arthropoda; Malacostraca; Amphipoda; Hyalellidae
Product: nucleoporin NDC1-like
Exons: 6
Coding region: 36-1001 (321 amino acids)
Biological process (GO): nuclear pore organization
Cellular component (GO): nuclear pore transmembrane ring
Molecular function (GO): protein-macromolecule adaptor activity
Source: RefSeq, a predicted model, not a curated record